This is a messenger RNA of Cannabis sativa, 1188 nucleotides long. RefSeq lists its product as uncharacterized. The transcript has 2 exons. Gene Ontology annotation, molecular function: S-adenosylmethionine-dependent methyltransferase activity. The record is from RefSeq and is a predicted model, not a curated record. NCBI's taxonomy places the organism in Eukaryota, Viridiplantae, Streptophyta, Magnoliopsida, Rosales, Cannabaceae. Bases 91 to 969 code for a protein of 292 amino acids.
GCUGACAGCCAUUAACAUAUUAUCCAUCUUCAACAGUUACAAAAAGCUUCAUAAUUUGACCAUAAACAAAAUCGAAACGCAGAAAAAACAAUGAUGAACAUUCGUUUAAACCCAAAGUUUCCCAUGUCCACUUCUAUCUUCAACUCCAAACCCAACAAAACUCUUCCAUCAAAACUCAAGAGCACGUUAAGCAGUGAAAACAACCCAACUGACCAAUCAUCAUCAUCUUCUUCUUCAGCUGGAAAAAUUAAACGCUUGGUUCUCUCACAAGAAGAAAGAACCAAAAUCAAUCCAUAUUCAGACAGGGAUUUCUACGCUUACCCACGGUUUGUGACCCACGUGGAUGAUGGAUUUAUCUCAACUUUAACUGACCUCUACAGAGAAAGGUUAAGACCUGAAUUUGAGAUUCUUGAUCUGAUGAGCUCGUGGGUUAGCCAUUUACCGAAAGAGGUUAAGUACAAGAGAGUUGUGGGUCAUGGGCUCAAUGCAGAAGAGCUUUCUAAGAAUCCCCAACUUGAUUAUUUCUUUGUUAAGGAUUUGAAUGAGGAUCAGAAAUUUGAAAUGGAGGAUUCCAGUUUUGAUGCAGUGUUGUGUACUGUUAGUGUUCAGUAUUUGCAGCAGCCUGAGAAGGUGUUUGCAGAGGUGUUUCGAGUGCUAAAGCCAGGAGGGGUUUUCAUUGUGAGCUUCAGCAAUAGAAUGUUCUAUGAGAAAGCAGUAAGUGCAUGGAGAGAUGGGAUAGAGUACAGUAGGGUACAGCUAGUUAAGCAGUACUUUCAAUCUGUGGAAGGAUUUACUGAAGCUGAAGUGAUUAAGAAAACACCAGGUGCUUCUGCAUCUGCUGAAGCUGCCCAAGGAGAUAAUAAAUUACCAUUUGGCUGGUCUUUGGGGUUACUGGGUUUGGCUGCCCCUUCUUCAGACCCUUUUUAUGCAGUGAUUGCUUAUAGAAACUUCAAGCCUGUCUAUGAAUGAAGAACAAAAAACCAAACAUCAACAUAUUCCACUUUACACAAACAAUAUGUAUUGAUUUUGCAUGUCUAUACUUUUAUUCUUUCUUCAUGAUGUCACCAUUGAAAGUGUAUUUUAUAAUAUUACCACAUUAUUAGACUGUAUAUUCUCAAUUCUAUAUGAAAAUAUUGUAAAUUACAUUAUCAAAUGUGCAAUUUUAUUUUCAAUUCUGAACUUAGAACA